AUGAAGCAGCAAAGGCUAAAGCAGCAAGCUAUGAUGCAACAGGCUCUAUACCACCAUCUCAGUCUCUUGGCUGCUCCUCAGAUAGAGCCUAUCUUGAGUGGAAAUCUUCCUCUUGGUUUUGAUUCAGCUACUUGCCGCAGUGUGUAUGAGGGAAAUAUUCACCCCCAGGUAACGGAACCCCUUCUGCAAGAAGUUUUCUUGAGUACUGGUCCUAUUGAAGGAUGCAAACUUAUUAAAAAAGAUAAGUCAUCCUAUGGUUUUGUGGACUACUUUGAUCGUAGAUCCGCUGCCAUUGCUAUUGUGACUCUUAAUGGAAGGCAUCUAUUUGGGCAACCUAUUAAAGUUAAUUGGGCAUAUGCUUGUAGUCAGAGGGAGGAUACAUCGGGUCAUCACAACAUCUUUGUUGGUGAUCUCAGCCCUGAAGUUACAGAUGCUACCUUGUUUGCAUGCUUUUCUGUGUAUUCCAGUUGUUCGGAUGCAAGGGCUAUGUGGGGCCAAAAAACUGGGCGUUCAGGAGGUUUUGGUUUUGUUUCUUUCGCGAACCAGCAGGAUGCCCAAAGUGCAAUAAAUGACUUAAAUGGGAAGUGGCUUGGAAGUAGACAGAUCCACUGUAACUGGGCUGCAAAAGGUGCCACUUUCAAUUAUGACAAACCGGCCGCUGAUGCUAAAAGCAUCGUAGAGCUGACAAAUGGAACAUGUGAACGUCAAGAGAAGACUAAUGAAGAUGCUCCAGAGAACAAUCCUCAGUAUACCACCGUUUAUGUUGGCAAUCUUGCCCCAGAGGCAAGUAUUAGUUUUUCCAAUCUCAAGUUACAUCAGUUGGAUCUCCAUAGGCAUUUUCAUGCCCUUGGAGCAGGAAAUAUUGAAGAUGUUCGUGUGCAACGAGAUAAAGGUUUUGGUUUUGUGAGAUACAGUUCACAUGCUGAAGCAGCUCUAGCUAUACAGAUGGGAAAUGCGCGAAUUCUAUGUGGUAAACCAAUUAAGUGCUCGUGGGGUAGCAAACCUACUGCACCAGGAACAAGCUUUGCCCCUCUGCCUCCACCAGCUGCUCCUGCACAUAUGCCGGGUCUUUUAGCUGCGGACCUUGCUGCCGAUGAACGGCAUAUGGAGUUGAGUAAAUAUGGUGGCGCACAAGUAAUGAGUAUGAUGCAUACAAAGGGUCAGCAUGCCCUUAAGCAGGCGGCCAUGGGAAUGGGUGCCGCCGGAGCUAGUCAAGCAAUCUAUAAUGGUGGAUACCAAAAUGCUGUGACAACCCAGCAGCUUAUGUACUACCAGUAAAUGGUGGGAUCCAGCUCCUAUUAUAGCUUCACAGGGCGGAAUAAGUAUUUGGGGAAUUGUAGGAUGAUGCUACUUUUUUCAUUUCCUUUUCUUUGUUUAGAUUGCUGUUUCUCUCAGUUUUGUUUGUUACGUUCAACUUGUAUGGAUUGUUGUUCGCUAUUUGAGAUAAUUUUCGAGACCGUUGGAUAUGACAGACAGUAUC
Durio zibethinus is the source of this 1480-nucleotide messenger RNA. RefSeq names its product oligouridylate-binding protein 1-like. Lineage: Eukaryota; Viridiplantae; Streptophyta; Magnoliopsida; Malvales; Malvaceae. Gene Ontology annotation, cellular component: cytosol. The record is from RefSeq and is a predicted model, not a curated record. Gene Ontology annotation, molecular function: mRNA binding.